Messenger RNA from Gossypium raimondii (Peruvian cotton), 3436 nucleotides. RefSeq names its product YTH domain-containing protein ECT4. Gene Ontology annotation, cellular component: cytoplasm. The transcript is spliced from 10 exons. The coding region runs from base 1202 to 3061 and encodes 619 amino acids. Gene Ontology annotation, biological process: mRNA destabilization. Gene Ontology annotation, molecular function: mRNA binding. The record is from RefSeq and is a predicted model, not a curated record. Lineage: Eukaryota; Viridiplantae; Streptophyta; Magnoliopsida; Malvales; Malvaceae.
AAACAGAAAUAGAAAGAUACUGCCUGCAUCUGUAGAUUAGCUUUAGAUUCUUGAAGGCAAUCUUUCUUUUUUAUUUUAUUUUGUUUGUUUUACAGAAGAUUCAUGGCGGCAACGUCAGAUCGUACCCCUGGUAAAGGAGAUGGAAUUUGGUCUUAUUAUUAAGAUCUGGGAUCUGGGUCUUGUUAAUUGAAAGGAAUUAUUUCAAAAUUCUGCUCUUCUUUGUUAUAUUCAUUUUCCCCCUUCGAUUUGUAGGCUGUUUCCGAAAAUUGGAUUAAUUUUUGUGGUGUAUUUGACCUUUUGAUACUUUAAGAUUCAAAAUGGUAUUUACUCAAGCCAAGAAUAGCAGAAACAAGUAUUUCUACUGCAGGAAUCUGCAGAAAACAAGGGAAUAGUGUAGUAGAAGAAAAAGAGUUCUUCAAAAAUAAAAGAAGAAAAAAGAAAAUUGAGAGAAUGAGUUUUUUGUUAUUUAAUGAAUGCUCCUUACAAUGUUAGCCACUUCCAGCUUUGUGCCGUCUUUUUAGGAUCUCUGUGCAUAGUUUUCAAAAUAACCGUAGGUCUUUAGCCAAUCAACUUUACCAGAAAUGAACUAACUAAUUGACUUAUAUCAAAUACCCCAAUGUUGGAUUACCAGUCCUUGUCCUCAGGGAUUAAACCAAGGUAUUCAUAAAGGAUCUCCAUGUUGGAUUACCACAACGACUAUUUCCCCUUUUCACCAUCCUUCUAUCAAGUAUAUCUGUCGUUAUAGGUAAAUGUGCCUAAGUGGGCUGGCUGCCCCCUUACUUCUGAGUUAUGUACAGGACACGUGGGAUGGACUAAUUUAGAGAAUAGAGGUAAUUGCAGCCUGUAUUUCCACUUUACCAACCUUCUCCAACACUUGAAAGGUCUGCAAUAUCUAGCUGCUUUUACAUCAGGCAGCUUCUGUUUAGCUUAAGUGGUGUGCUGAAGGUGUGCUGGAGGUGGUAGGCUAUACACUGCCUCUUAAAGGCUAGUGUGGAUAGCUGGAUGAUCCAGUUAGGAGUGGUGCGUGUAUUGGUUGGCCUAGUAAAGUUUUGAGGAUAAAGCUUUGAGUUACCGAGGGUCAAUGAUUUAGAAUUGGAAGAGUUUUCUGGAGUUGGCAGUCAAGGUGGUAUUUGGUUUUAAAGAAGAGCAACGUGCUGAUCCUGAAAGCGUGAAGGAGCAGCCACUUUCAACAAAAAAUGAGAUGUCUGUUUCUCCUAACUCCUCCCAUGAUACUGCCCCAAUAGGUCAUCCGAGGGAUAGCACUGGUCAAUCUGGUUCAAGUGGAGAUCGUAAUGUCUACUCACCUACAAUAUAUGCCCCUCAGGCACAGUCUUUCUACUACAGAGGGUAUGACAAUGCCGCUGGUGAAUGGGAUGAGUAUCCACCAUAUGUAAAUGCUGAUGGACUAGAACUUGGAUCUAUGGGUGUCUACAAUGACAAUCCAUCGCUAGUCUUCCACCCUGGAUAUGGUUACAAUCCGCAAAUGCCAUAUGGACCAUAUUCCCCAGUCACUACACCUUUGCCUUCUGUAGGUGGUGAUGCACAGUUGUACUCUCCUCAGCAAUUCCCAUUCUCCGGGCCACCAUAUUAUCAGCAGUUAGUUCCUCCAAGUAUGCCUUAUAUUAGUUCACCUACUACAGUUUCACAACCAGAGCUAACCACCUUAGUUAGCAUUGACCAACAAGGUGAUAACAUGCUUUUUGGACCAAGGCCCAGUUAUAACACUCCAUUGGGUUCUUUCGGUAGAGGCAGUUUCCCCGGAAAUCAUGGUAACCUAGGAUUUAAUGAUUCACAGCAAGGUUUUGAUGGAUUGAGGUCUGGAGGACUUUGGUCAGAUUGGUCUAAGCCUUCUGACAGACAGAGAUCUUUGACUCCCAUAUCUCCAGCAGUAUCUCCCCAGCCAUUUGGGCCAAUUGGGCAGAAUGUUCCAAUGGCAUCUCAGCAGCAAAGGUUAUUUUAUCAGUUAGGAUCCGGUGUGACCUCCUAUAACAGAGGUUUCAUGCAAAGUGACCUCAACCAAGAUCCCCGUUUUGGAAGUGCAUCAAUUCCUAAUUCGGGUGCAAACAGUAGGGGCUGGCUAUCACUUGAUAGUAACAGACGGCGUGGAAGGGGCAGUGGUGUCCCCCUAUGUGGGUGUAACGGUGCUCUUGAUAUCCUUAGUGAGCAAAACCGAGGACCAAGGGCCUCAAAACCCAAGAAUCAAAUCACAGCUGAACAUAGUUCUUCCAUUGAUGAUAGUAAAAACAACAAAUCUUUAUCCAAGAUCCAUGAUGAGUCAUACAACAGGCCAGAUUUCUCAACUGAUUACAAGAAUGCUAAGUUCUUUAUAAUCAAGUCAUACAGUGAAGAUAAUGUUCACAAAAGUAUAAAAUAUGGUGUGUGGGCUAGCACACCUAAUGGUAACAAAAAGUUGGAUGCUGCAUAUCGUGAGGCCAAGGAGAACCAAGAUCCUUGCCCUGUCUUUCUCUUCUUUUCGGUAAAUGCUAGCGCUCAGUUCUGUGGGGUUGCUGAAAUGGUUGGACCUGUUGAUUUUGACAAGAGUGUUGAUUACUGGCAGCAAGAUAAAUGGAGCGGGCAGUUCCCUGUUAAAUGGCAUUUUAUCAAAGAUGUUCCAAACAGUCAGUUCCGUCACAUCAUACUGGAAAAUAAUGAUAAUAAGCCAGUAACUAACAGUAGAGACACUCAGGAGGUGAGACUGGAGCAAGGAAUUGAGAUGUUGAACAUCUUUAAAAGUUUUGAAACUGAUACAUCAAUCCUGGAUGAUUUUGACUUCUACGAGGACAGGCAGAAAGCAAUGCAGGAGCGUAAGGCUAGACAACAAGCUAGUCUCAUGUCUGUCGGGGUUGUAGGAGAAACUGAGCAUAGAAAUACAGUCUCUCUAUCCAACGACUUCAUGAAGCAGAUGUCAAAGAGCUUUGCUCAAGUUGUGUGCUUGGAUGAUGGCAAUAAAGAUGGCACCGCCAUUGAGAGAACAAGUUCUGCUUCUGAUGGUUCGAAAGUUGCAAGGGUUAAACUUGAAGAUGCUAUGACGGCAGCUGUCUCUUCUGGUCAGGCAAGUUAAGAAAUAAGCAUUCUGGGUAUUUCGGGCAGCCUUGCUUUACUGUAUGUGACACAAACUUCUUUUUUGCCUUUUUAUUUUAUUUUGUGAGAUGUUGGUGAAAUUCCUUUGGAGUGCAUUGGAAGUCGAACAAGGUCUAGUAUGGGGCUGAUGUGCUUCAUAUGUAAUAUUUGCCUGUAGUCAUCAGUUUUUGUUUUUGCUUUUCUUUGUUUCUUUAACAGUAGUCAUUAGUUUCUUCAUUCCUUGCAUUCUACCAUUGCUUUGCUCUUUCAGGUGAGUAUAAUAGUGAAGGUAAUGGGCUGAUUUCAUGCUUUGUAAAGUUCCCCCAUCUUUGCAGGUAGAUUAAUAAAAAAGAAUACAACAAUUGGUGUUGUGGAA